Papaver somniferum (opium poppy) is the source of this 2420-nucleotide messenger RNA. Its product is annotated as mitogen-activated protein kinase kinase kinase NPK1-like. NCBI's taxonomy places the organism in Eukaryota, Viridiplantae, Streptophyta, Magnoliopsida, Ranunculales, Papaveraceae. Bases 85 to 2106 code for a protein of 673 amino acids. Gene Ontology annotation, biological process: protein phosphorylation. The record is from RefSeq and is a predicted model, not a curated record. The transcript is spliced from 17 exons. Gene Ontology annotation, molecular function: protein kinase activity; ATP binding.
UCCCUCUUCACUCCUCCCAACUCCGACACUCGCUUCCUUUACUCGAAACCCUAAAAAAAUAAAUGUGAAUGACUUAGAAAGAAAAUGAUUCAAGAACUGUUUGGAUCAGUUCGUCGAUCUCUGGUUUUUAAGAAUGGAGUUGAUGAAGGAGGAGGAGGAAGCGGUUUAGUUGAUAAGAUUAUUAAUAAGUCUUCAAGGGUUGGAUUAUUCACUCACAACCAAAAACCUUCAGCAGCAUCAGUAUUACCUACAAUUAGAUGGAGAAAAGGGGAACUAAUUGGUUGUGGUGCAUUUGGCCGUGUCUAUAUGGGAAUGAAUCUCGAUUCCGGAGAACUACUUGCCGUUAAACAGGUUUUGAUUGCAGUAAAUUCAAAGGAAAAGGCACAGGAUCAUAUUCGAGAACUCGAGGAAGAAGUCAAGCUUCUUAAGAAUUUAUCACAUCCGAAUAUAGUGAGGUACCUAGGAACUGCAAGGGAAGAGGAUACGUUGAAUAUCUUGUUGGAAUUUGUACCAGGAGGAUCUAUUUCAUCCCUACUUGGAAAAUUUGGUUCCUUCCCUGAGGCUGUUAUAAUUAUGUACACUAAACAACUGCUUUUGGGGUUGGAAUAUCUCCAUAGGAAUGGAAUCAUGCACAGAGACAUUAAGGGUGCAAAUAUUCUUGUUGAUAAUAAAGGAUGUAUCAAGCUUGCUGACUUUGGUGCGUCGAAGCAAGUUGUUGAGCUAGCUACUAUAUCCGGCGCCAAGUCAAUGAAGGGUACUCCUUAUUGGAUGGCUCCUGAAGUGAUUCUCCAAACUGGGCAUAGUUUCUCGGCAGAUAUUUGGAGUGUUGGAUGUACUGUCAUUGAGAUGGCAACUGGAAAGCCUCCAUGGAGCCAGCAGUAUCAGGAGGUUGCUGCUCUAUUCCAUAUUGGGACAACAAAAUCUCACCCUCCCAUCCCUGAGCAUCUUUCAGCUGAGGCUAAGGACUUUUUGCUAAAAUGCUUACAAAAGGAGCCAAACUUGAGGGCCUCUGCAUCUGAAUUGUUGCAGCAUCCAUUUGUCACUGGGGAACACCGAGAGACACAUCCUAUGCUCCGUACUUCAUCUGUGGAAAAUUCAGGUGGUUCAUUGCCCUCUGGAACGAACCUAAAAAACUCCAUUCGCCCUGUGGCUGGACCUAGUUUAACUUAUGAUGACUUGGAUGCUGUCUGUAAUCUGGAUAGUGUAAGGUGCUCCACCGUGUUUAAUGAAAAGUUCUCGUUGUCUGCGCAAAACUGGGGAGCCAACAACAGUGAUGAUGACAUGUGCCAGCUAGAUGAUAAAGAUUUUGAUUUGGGUGGACCAGUAAAAUCUGCCUUGUUGUCAGAUGACCCGAAUAAGAGUUUUAAUCCCAUGUGUGAGCCCACUGAUGACUGGCUGUGCAAGUACGAUCAAAGUCCAGAACCAGAUCAUGAAUAUAGAAGAAUCGAUGUGGAUGCUGAUCAACCAGUUGGUAAUACCAUUAGUCAUGGGACUUCUGAGCAGGAGGCAGACUUUACAUUUCCAUGUGGACCAUCAGCAUCGGAAGAGGAAGAUGAAGUACUCACUGAACAAAAAAUUAAAGCCUUCCUGGAAGAAAAGGCUCUUGAUUUGAGGAAAAUGCAAACACCUCUGGUAGAAGAAUACCUUAACACCACCUUAAAUGUCGAAAAUCAUCCGAAUGCUGUAGGUAACACCACAGAGGAUACUGUUCCAGUAUUUUUGAAGCUGCCCCCAAAAAGCAAAUCACCCAGCAAGAUAACAAGUAAAAUACUGCCACCACCAAUUGAUUCUGCAAACUCUGGGAGUCCUGGAGGGUGUAAUAGGCUUGAAUCUCAAUUUGACCGUUUCAACGAUCAAAGUUCUAGUGAUAUUCCUUCUCAGGUUCCUGAGCGGAGAGGCCUUAUUGAUCAUCAGAGUAAACCAGUCAAUACAAGUCCGAGUUUUUCUGAGAGGCAGAGGAAGUGGAAAGAAGAGCUUGAUCAAGAACUCGAGAGAACAAGAGAGAAGAUGCGGCAAGCAGGUCUAGGAGGAAAGAUAUUGUCUCCGAAUGAGCGAACCUCGAAUCGGCAGAAAGAGCGUUUACGGUUUGCAUCCCCUAGCAAAUAAAACUGUAAGAUUGUGUGCUUGUACAGCUAUUUUUAAUACAGAAGGUUCAGAUCUUCCAGUCUACCAAAAUUGAGAGUGUGUGAGUAAUACAAAUGUAUGUAAGUUCUUGUCUUGUUUUACAAUAAAUAGAUGUUUUUGUAAAAACAGUAGUGCAGUGCCUCUGCACUGUGGGUUCCCAAAACAAAUUUUUGGUUACUUUUAGUUUCUCCUUUCUUUAUGAAAUUUUGUUGAUGUAUUAAAUCAGGACGACAGCGCCAUGGUUUGGGAACAACUACAUCUAUUCUUUUAGGAACACCAUCUAAAUUUCUUGUGCA